Messenger RNA from Struthio camelus australis, 1373 nucleotides. The record is from RefSeq and is a predicted model, not a curated record. NCBI's taxonomy places the organism in Eukaryota, Metazoa, Chordata, Aves, Struthioniformes, Struthionidae.
CAGGUUCAGGAGUGGAAAAAUGAAGGCAGUAAAAGAUACAUGUGCACUGGUCGGCCAGGUUGGUUAACUGUAUCGCUUCGUGUUGGAAAGUAUAAGAAGAUUCACAAGAACAUCAUGAUCAACUUGAUGGAUGUUCUGGAAGUGGACAGUGAAAGACAGGUUGUCCUUGUGGAACCUUUGGUCACCAUGGGUCAGCUGACUGCACACCUAAAUCCUAUGGGCUGGACUAUUCCUGUGGUACCAGAACUCGAUGAUCUCACAGUAGGUGGUCUGAUCAUGGGAACAGGCAUUGAGUCUUCGUCCCAUAUCUAUGGACUUUUUCAACAUACCUGUGUGGCCUAUGAGCUUGUUCUUGCUGAUGGAAGCCUUGUGAGAUGCUCACCAACUGAAAAUUCAGACCUAUUUUAUGCAGUGCCUUGGUCUUGUGGUACUCUGGGUUUCCUGGUUGCAGCAGAAAUAAAAAUGAUUCCUGCCAAGAAAUAUGUAAAAUUACAUUAUGAGCCUGUGAGAGGACUGCAGAAGAUUUGUGAAAAGUUUACUGAGGAAUCUAAGAAAAAGGAGAACGGUUUUGUGGAAGGACUUGUAUAUUCUUUGAACGAAGCGGUCAUCAUGACAGGAGUCUUGACCGAUGAAGCUGAACAAGACAAGAUAAACAGAAUUGGCAACUACUACAAGCCAUGGUUCUUCAAGCAUGUGGAAAAGUAUUUGAAAGCUGACAGAACUGGAAUAGAAUACAUUCCCGCAAGGCAUUAUUACCAUAGGCAUACCCGUAGUAUCUUCUGGGAGCUCCAAGAUAUCAUUCCUUUUGGCAAUAACCCUAUUUUCCGUUACCUGUUUGGCUGGAUGGCUCCUCCAAAAAUCUCUUUGUUAAAACUGACCCAAGGAGAAGCUAUUCGAAAGCUGUAUGAGCAACAUCACGUUGUGCAAGACAUGUUGGUCCCAGUGAAGAGCCUUGAAAAAUCUGUCCAAACCUUCCACGUUGAUCUUAAUGUAUACCCUCUUUGGUUAUGUCCUUUCAUAUUGCCCAAUAAUCCUGGUAUGGUCCACCCAAAAGGGGACGAAGCAGAAUUGUAUGUGGAUAUAGGAGCUUAUGGAGAGCCCAAAACAAAACAAUUUGAAGCCCGAGCUUCAAUGAGACAAAUGGAAAAGUUUGUAAGAAGUGUUCAUGGUUUCCAGAUGCUGUAUGCAGAUUGCUAUAUGACCCGUGAGGAAUUCUGGGAUAUGUUUGAUGGUUCGUUAUACCAUAAGCUGAGGGAGCAAAUGAAUUGCAAGGAUGCCUUUCCGGAAGUGUAUGACAAAAUUUGCAAAGCUGCAAGGCACUGAGCCUGAAUAAUCUGCUAAUCAAGCAAUCAGGGAAAGAUGGGUUUACCUAU